Microplitis mediator is the source of this 1034-nucleotide messenger RNA. Its product is annotated as carbohydrate sulfotransferase 4-like. The record is from RefSeq and is a predicted model, not a curated record. Bases 1 to 651 code for a protein of 216 amino acids. Gene Ontology annotation, molecular function: N-acetylglucosamine 6-O-sulfotransferase activity. Lineage: Eukaryota; Metazoa; Arthropoda; Insecta; Hymenoptera; Braconidae. Gene Ontology annotation, biological process: N-acetylglucosamine metabolic process; sulfur compound metabolic process. The transcript is spliced from 4 exons.
AUGAGAAGUGUUCUUGUUGCUGGCUGGAGAACCGGAAGUUCUUUUACUAGUGCCAUUAUUAAUUCACAUCCAGCUAAUUUUUAUUAUGCCGAACCACUGCAGGACUUUGGUGAUAUACGGAUACGAGGUCCCCUGUUAGUAGAUGCUGCAAUUAAAAAUAUUCAUGCAUUUUUCAAUUGUGAAUAUAAUAAAUUGCAACACUUUAUAGAUUUCGGUGCAUCGUUGCCAUGGGUUUACGAUAAAAAUCAAGGAUUAUCGUCCUACUGUAAAAAUCAAAGAGAUUUGUGCUCGGAUCCAGUAUUUUUAACAGCAGUUUGUCAGCUAUAUCCAUUUCAAUCGAUGAAACUAAAUGCGCUACCACUGGAAUAUGCUCAAUUGUUACUGGAGGACGAAUACCUGGGAGUUCGCAUGAUUUUAUUAGUAAGAGAUCCACGAGGAACAAUGCAAUCGCGUAGGCGACUUGAAUGGUGUCAAAAUUCUACUGAUUGCUCAGAUCCAAAAGUUCUGUGUAACGACAUGGUAUCAGAUUAUAAAGUCGCCGCCAAGCUUAAAAAAAAAUAUCCACAUGCUUUCAAAGUCGUACGGUGUAUGAAGAUCUAUCUCUCGAUCCUCAGCAUAAAGCGAAAGAAAUGUUUGAAUUUUAUGGUCUGAACUUUCAUUCAAAUGUGAAAAAGUUUUUGGAAACACAUACUAUAGCUAUUUUCGAUACGUAGGAUUAAAAAGAGGGUUUGCGGCAUGCUUGGAUUGGCGACACAAGUCUUGGGUUAUGCCGCAUUCUCAACGAGAACGAGUACAUACAUCUUUCUCGCACGAGCGAAGCAAGUGCGAGAGAGAUGUAGGUACGAGUUCUCGUUGUGAAUGUAACAUAUCCCUAGACGAGUGUUGACAAUACAUGCAUACCGUAUCCCUCUUUUUAAUCCUUUGUAUCGAACAAUAUUUUUUAUAACGACUGCCUUUAAAGUUUAAUCGAGAGGAAUUCAAUCAUUUAGAGAAUAAAAAAUUACCUUCUAAAUAUAAACAAUUGUACAAGUGUA